AUGCCACCGACACGGCUUCGGCGGGUGCCGGUGCUGUUUGGCGCACUGCACAUGGAGCCCGAGCACCGCGAGUGGUUCCUGCAGGACACCUGUGUGAGUGCGGCAUUGUUGUUGGUGUUGUUCUUUGGCUUCAAGGCCUACUACAGACACGCAACGCCCAGCAAGACAGCGCGGGGCCUCUCCUGGUUUCUGGCAACGGUGGCUGCUGUCGUGCAGUCAUCCCUUGGCGCAGGCUACGCCCUGCAGGUGCUGCGUGACCCCGACGGUGCAGCGGACACCGUGUGGGGCGACGACCGCGUCUCCCGGCUCUCCGUGACGUUCUUCGGCGUGUUCCUGGUUGUUGAUCUUGUGUUGGGGGUUCUGUUCUACCGCAAGUACGUCGACUGGCUGUCAGGAUGGCUGCACCACGUGCUGUACCUGCUGCUGGUGUGGACGCUGCUGGAGCACAAUGCGACGGGCGCUCUCAUGCCGCCGUUUCUCGAGGAGAUUCCGACGGCGCUGCUGGGCUUGGGCAACAUGUUCCCUGCGCUUCGGCAGGACCUGCUGUUUGGCUUCACCUUCUUCACCACCCGCAUCCUGUUCCACGUCUGGUACACGGUGUACCUGGUGUCCUUCUACCUGGGGCUACGCCGCACGUUGGCGUACCAAGACCACCCUGCGAUGCUUGCCUCGUGCGUGGCUGUGGUUGCCGCCACCCUCAUGCACAUUGUCUGGUUCUCGUCCUGGUGUCGUCAUCUUCCGCGCUACCUCUCCGCUUCUUCCAAAAAGCGUCGAUGA
Messenger RNA from Salpingoeca rosetta, 777 nucleotides. RefSeq lists its product as uncharacterized. Bases 1 to 777 code for a protein of 258 amino acids. NCBI's taxonomy places the organism in Eukaryota, Choanoflagellata, Craspedida, Salpingoecidae. Gene Ontology annotation, cellular component: endoplasmic reticulum; membrane. The transcript has a single exon. Gene Ontology annotation, biological process: lipid homeostasis. The record is from RefSeq and is a predicted model, not a curated record.